AGUUUUUGGAACGGCAAAACGUUAUGGACCAUCCCUUCAACGGAUCGGAUUGUGAAAGGUGGAUGGAUCUCUGUGGAAAUGCGAGUUUUAGACAUAAAUCGAUGGCAGACUCCCGCCCCGGCGCCUACAACUACAAGACAUUACUAUGCACAAACAUUCCGGAGCUGUUUCUUGACAAAUAUGUGGCGCGCUCGCAUUUCGGCCGCUACGGCACCUUGAUGAACUUCGUCCUGCGUCCGCGGCGGAUGACCUGCACCGUGAGCUACGCCAGCGAGGAGGAGGCGGAGCGGGCGCUCCUCGAGGGCGGCUCCUUCCAGGGCCACCAGUUCGAGAUGUCCUAUGCGGAGAACGAGACGGCGCCGGCCCACAAAACGGAGGAGUGGGUGGAUCCCGAUGUGCAGGCCGAGCUAAGUGCCCUGCAGUCGGGCUGGCGUAGUGAGUAUGCUCCCGGUGGUGGUGGCAAAACCUCAGCGCCGAAGCCUCCCAAUCCCAUGCCACUGCCCGCAAUGCCUUUUGCUGCUGCUGCGGCAGCGGCGGCUGCUCCAUCAAAGAAUCCUCCCAGGGAACGAACGCCUGCCCAGCUGAGGGAACUGGAGGCGGUGAUGCGGCGACCCGCCCACACCAGCGAGGAGAAGUACCGGGUGCUGGAUGCGCGGGACAAGCUGCUGCGGCUGAGCCAAACCCAGCGACAGCCGGAAGGAGCCACCCAGGGUCACUGCCCGGACAUGUGUCCCGAAAAGGAGCGCGUGCUGCGCGAGUUCCAGCGGCAGGUGGCCAUCUACGAGCUGCAGCCGGGCUCCGACGAGUUCAUCUGCAACGAGCGGGCCCUCAAGCAGUACUCGCGCAGCAGUGCCGACCAGGAAACGCCCCUGCCGCACGAGCUGCGCCACGAGGCCGCCCUGCACAUGACCAUGAGCUACCUGAUGCACGAGAUCAUGGACCUUAGCGAGCGGCAGGAGCCGCAUAGCGCUCACCUGGGCGACUGGUUCCACUUCGUGUGGGACCGCACGCGCUCCAUCCGCAAGGAGAUCACCCAGCAGGAGCUGUGCUCGCUGGGCGCCGUCAAGUUGGUGGAGCAGUGCGCCCGCUUCCACAUCCACUGUGCCGCCCGCCUGGUGGCCGCCGAUCCCUCCGUCUUCGACAGCAAGAUCAAUGCCGAGAAUCUCACCAAAUGCCUGCAGACGCUCAAGUACAUGUACCACGAUCUGCGGCUGAAGGGCGUCCAGUGCCCCCGGGAGGCGGAGUUUCGCGGCUACAUUGUGCUGCUCAACCUGGCCGAUGCCAACUUCCUGUGGGACAUUGGCCAGCUGCCCGCCGAGCUGCAGAGUUGCCCCGAGCUGCGCCAGGCCAUCCAGUUCCAUCUGGCCCUGCAGGACACGAACUUUGUGCGCUUCUUCCAGAUGCUGGUGGACGAGGAGACCAGCUACCUGAGUGCCUGCAUCCUGGUCACCUACUUCACGCGCCUGCGUGUCCUGGCCCUCCAUCGUUUGAUCCAGGCCUACAGGGCGCCGCGGAAGGACGAGGUGUCCUCGCUGCCCCUCAGCUACAUCACCGACAUGCUGAGCUUCGUCAGCGAACAGGAGGCGGCCGAGUUCGUCCAGCACUAUGGCCUGGAGGUCAACGAGGCGGGCCGCGUCGUGCUCAGCAGGAUGCACGCCGUGGAGACGGAGUACAAGCUGCCACGCCAGAUUGAGCUGGUGGAGAUGAAGCGCCGGCAGAGCGUGGGCGAGGUCGUCUGCGGGGAACCACUGCCCCCGAGAGAAAUCUACUUGAAUCACCGCCCGCACAAUAGCUUCAACGAGCAUGGCCUGCUCAAGAGCAUCUCCUGGUCGGCCAAGGAUCAGCUGCCGGGCAUGCAGCAGCAGCAGCAGCAGGAGGAGAUGCAGCCACAGCCAUCGUCAGCUCCAGAUAACUUCUUUAAGGUGCCGAUGCAGCCGGGCGGCGGAAUGACUGCUCCUGCCACCACUGGCGCACUCCCAGCCAUUCCCAGCGGCGGCUUCAGCUUUGUGCUGCCCAAGUCCCGCGCCCAGGAGCUCCAGGAGCAGGCCCUGGCCGAGCAGCAGCGGCGGGCGCAGGAGGAGGCCAAGCACCAGGCCCUGCAGCAGGCCAUUGCCCUGGCCAAGCAGCGGGAGGCCGAACUGAUGGCCAUCCACGAGGCCAAGGUGGCCGAGGCCGAGCGCGUGCGUCAGCAGAAGCUGAGGGAACGGCAGGAGCAGCAGCUGGAGCAGCAGCGUCGCCAGCAGGAGCAGCUGGAGCAGCAGCGUCGCCAGCGGGAGCAGGAGCAGGAGCGGAAGCUGGAGCAGCUGCGUCUUAUGGAGCAGCAGCAGCAGCAGAGGGAGUCCCUUAAAAAGGCCAAGACUCUGGAGUGCUAUCAGGACGUAUUCCGCAACACCCUGGCCGAGAUCUGCCGAAGGGAAUGGCAGCUGCACCAGCAGGCCUGCCACUCCUACGACUCCCUGGUGGACUCGCUGACGCGCCGCCUGGUCGAGCAGCAGAUGCAGCGCUCCCUCUACGAACUGGGCGUCAUGCGGGUGUACAUGCGGCGCUGGCGCAACUACCGCCGUGUCCAGCAGGAGAAGGACACACUGUUCAACCAGCUGCCGCUCAGCUUCGGAGCCGAUGCCCCCGAUCGCCUGGUGGACGAGCGCAGCGUGGAGGACUCCCUGCGUCUGAUACGGCGCUAUCGGCUGGGCGAACCCUGCAACUAUGGCCAGCUGCUGACGGGUCUGGAGGAGCAGUGCUGGCUGAAGCUGGACCUCUGGCGCCUGCUCGCCCAGUGUAUGCCGCAGUGGCAGCCGGGGGCGCGGCGCUACUACAAGCUGCUGUUGAGUUUGCCCGCCGGCGAGGAGGGUUUCCAGCUGGACUACGACUUGGACAGGGGUCUGCUGCAGCAGCCGCAGUCGCCGGACGCCCAAUUGGCGCCAGCGAAUGGAGGCUACAUUAGGGCCUUCGCCCAAGGCAUAGGAUUGAGUGUGCUAAAGCUGAAGGAAGGCGACCACUGGCCGCCCAACGCUCAGUUGGCCCAAGCCAAUGGCAUCAUUUGCCUGGCGGGUCUUUCCGACUUGCGGCACAUGCCGCAGCGUUUGAGGCAGCUGGUGCGGGCAAGCAGCUGCCCAGAUGUGGCCCUAAUCGUCCAGCAUCCUGCCCAUGCCGCUUAUGAGGAGCCCCAGCUCCAGCUCGACGAUUUGGCUCUGCGCUCCUUCAAGAUCUUCAGCUUCCGACAGUCGGCGAAUGGCCGCCAGCGGUUGAUGUCCCAACUGGAGGCGGCUGUGAAGUUCCUGGCCAGCCGGAGCCACCACCAGGAGCUAAACCAGAUGGAGAUCCCUGAGUUUUUGCUGGGCAAUCUGGGGCCAGAGCUCUUUCGACGCCUCAAACACGCCGCCGACCAGGAUACAACCAUCCGGCGGGGCAGCCAGCGUUGUCCGCAGUUCUGUGCGGACCUCUACAACGAGGCAGUGCAUCGCCUGCAGCUGGUGGCCGGCGAGGAUUUGAGCUCUUGCCCAAGGUUUCCCGAGGAGCUGCGCCUCUUUGUGCAGCCACUGUCCGCUGAGGCGGCACUGAGCAGCACCAAUCGCCUGGAGCACUUCGAGUCCGGCUGGCAGCUGCCACGACAGCGACAGCGCAUUGUCCAGCUUCUGGAGCGCAGCAAACUGCCCAGAAUGCCGCCACUGCGGCGGAGAUCCCCAUCCGCAAGCCUCGUGGCCGAAGACCAGUGCCAGUGGGUGCUGGACUAUGUGCAAACGAGCCAGCCGGAGGAGGAGUGCCUGGAGCAGAUUGCCCUGCAGGCCAUCCAGAUACUGCAGUCCAACGAGGCGGACUGCUACCUCAGCUUUGUGGAGUAUCUGGCUGGCGAGCGAGUGCGUGGCGUACUGCGCCAGGAGCAGGAUGCAUUGCCCAGAUGCAUUGUCUACCGCACGAAGACGAUGCGGAGUCGUUUCCUCAGUGCCUGGUACUACGAGUUUCAGGAGCCGCAACUAUGUGAAGCGCAGCAGGAAGAGGAGGAGGAGCAGGAAGAGGAGCAGGAGGAGGAGGAGGAGGAUUUCCAGGAGCAGGAAAAGGAGCCGGAGGAGCAGCUAGACUUCGAUGAGAUCAUGAGCAAGGCGGCGGCUGUCCUGAGCAGGAGUCGCCAGCGUCUGGAGGAGCGUCCCACGCUGCGGGACCUCAAUGGAUCGCCCAAAAGCCCCAAGAGCAGAACCAAAUCAUUGGAAGAACAAGCAAUGUCCCGCAUAAUUUCGGUGAUGAAGGGCUCCCGUCGCGAGUCGCAAUCCUUAGGGACGAGCAGCUCGGUUUGCAAGGUGGUGGCGCAACUGAAGGGUGGUGGUGGUGGUCAGGUGGAGUUCCGUUGGAUGUCGCACCUGGCGUCGCUGUUGAGUCGCCCGGCUACUAAUACACUGUGUACGAAUGCCCGGCUGCUGAGGCGACCGUAUGUGAGCUUCAACACCCGCCUCACCCGCAAACUGUCCGGCGCAAUGGAGCGCCGUGGAUCGAGCUUCAACUUCCUGGGCCGCUGGCAGUCACGAAGGGGCCUGCAUUCGUCCAGCUGCAUCCUGCCGGUGAAGACGCGCCACGCCCCAAAGACGGUGCAGGGGCGGAUGUGGCCCAUCUGGCGGCAGUCCUCGGUGCGGCCGCUCCUGCUGCCGUCGUCCAAUCUGUGGACGGGUGUGCUCAGCCAGCGGUUCUAUGUGCCGCGCCUGCGACCCGCCGACGAGGAAGAGGAGGAGGGGGUGGAGCGACGGGCAGUGCCCCGGCUGAGGGUCACCAGGGAGGAGAGCGAGGAGGAGGAGGCGCAGCUCCAGCGGCGCCGGGAUGGCAGUCGUCUGCGCCAUCCGCCAGCCGGUAAUCCUCUAGUGGAGCGGCCGGAGGAGGGACACUCCAGGGGGCAGGAGCAGGGGGAUCGCCAGCCCUACGUUCCCAGCGUACUGAUGACCCCGCAACUGGCCACCAAGUGGCUAACCACACAGGGCAAGGAGCACCAGGAGCACCGGGAGCACCGGGAGCACCGAGAGCCCACCGCCCGGAUGACCAGCCAAGUCUGGGUGAGCGGCAGCCAGCGAAGGUACCGGCGCAGUGAAAGAACCCACAGACCGAUCACCUCCGAACUGGAGGGCUGGCGGAGAUCGGCCCACCACCAGCCAGUGCCCAUCUUCCAGGGGCAGCCCGCCGAGCAGGAGCACCUGCGUCACGCCAGCUGCAGGACCAGCGCCAGGAGCAUGCGGGACAUUCAGCAGAGCAGCCAGAUGGUCUGGGAGACCAAGAAGCAGACACCGUGGAGCAGGGCCAGGGAGGAGAGCGUGGACAAACCCGGUCACGGAACCGGACCCGGACCGAUGAUGGUCCAGGAGUCGCGGAGCAAGCAGCACCGGCUGAUCACCAAGGAGCUGGUCUACCGAGCCAAGGACCUUCCGCCAAAAGAAAGAGGAGACGGAGGAGGAAGAGGAGGAAAAGCAAUGAGCAAAUCCUCGCCAGAGCGGGCACUGAUCAGGCAGCACCUGGCCGACCUGCUGCCGGUGGCCCAGAAGCCGUCCUCCUUCCGGAUUGGCUACCAGCGGCAUGCGCCCACGCGGCAGCUUCUGGAGCAGGGCAAGUGCCAUGUGUCAGUGCGCCGGGUGCAGUUCCUCCAUCUGCAGCCAGUGAGGUCACCGAACUCCAUCAUCCAGUCAGCGGAUCUGGAGGCCAGGGAGACACUGCAUCGCAAGGAUGGCGCCAAACGGCCUUGUGCCGUGCACACGGUGGUCAAGCCAUCCCUGCUCACCCUAAUCCGUGGCCAUGGCCGGCGGUUGGUGGCCAAGCGGUCCUCCUCCGUGGGCGUGCGACCCCAGAGGGAUGUCUCAGUGCGGCGUCUGGUGCGGAAUGCCUCCUCCCUGGAGGUCCUCUGCCAAGCCAGUGCCAAACUCAAGCCCAAAUCCCUGGUCAAUGAGUACCACAAAGAUCACCCGAUCAAGAAACUGCCGCAGGUCAGCAGCAAAUUGGCUCAUCCGUUCAAGGAUUUCGAGGAGGCAAGGAUCAAGGAGAAGGAGGUGGCCAGCAGCUGGAAGCAGGCCCAUGUGGCCAGGAACUACAAGUACGAGGCAUCCACUUCCUAUAGAAACAGCAACAGCAAAUAUCCCGGCAAGAAGAGCACCACCAAGGACAUGACCGAGGCGUACUUCCUGGCCAAAAGGAGCUCCUCCGCGGCGCCUAGAGAGGAACAGAGAGUCACCUCGUCCUCCAAGAGGGUCAAGCCACCACGACAACCGGCCAUCAGUCCAAAGGUUCAGGUGCCAGAGGUCCACAGCAAGCAGAGAUCACAAGAAAAGCUCUGGAGUUAAGCCAUAUAUCCAUAUACCCACCCAUCUGAUCUAUAAUACUAUCAUAUAUCAUCCGUUUUUAACAACCAAACACGGACAGGCAAAUCCACAUUCGAAGCGGAAUUCCAAAUUGAGCAGUGAACACAACAAUUUACACACAAUUAAUAUACACUCGCACACCUGGUGGAUCGAUGCUCCUCACCCGGAGAAUUCUUCGCAAUCGGAAAACCAUACUCACCCACUUAACAACACUACACUGUCAGACUUGAAAAAAAUUCCAAAACUUGCCUUGCUAAAUUAUCGCUUUCAUCCAUUUGGCACACUUGCUCUAGGUAGUUUUUUGACUUUUCAAGUAGCUCUUUUUUUCCUAGUUUUUAUUUUUUGGGAUAACGAGAGACAACAGUUUCGGUACCGCUUAUAUUAAGAAAUUAGUGUUACAAGACGUCAAAUUGGUAGUUGUCGCAUACGUGUUGUCCAGCACCAAAACAAAAAAUGUCAAACGCAUAACUCAUAUGGUCAAUAGGCUUACAAAUUAUGGACAGUCGUGACACUAUGUAAAAAUUCUUGAAUAAUUACGGAAACAAUAUGGAUGUCUCGAA
Molecule: messenger RNA, 6886 nt
Organism: Drosophila elegans
Lineage: Eukaryota; Metazoa; Arthropoda; Insecta; Diptera; Drosophilidae
Gene: xmas
Product: protein xmas-2
Exons: 8
Coding region: 24-6308 (2094 amino acids)
Biological process (GO): mRNA export from nucleus
Cellular component (GO): transcription export complex 2; nucleus; cytoplasm
Molecular function (GO): RNA binding
Source: RefSeq, a predicted model, not a curated record